GGAGAUCGACUGCGGGUACUCGUUCUGGAGCUUGCGGAGGUACAAGUCGACACACACGUUCUGGAGACACAUGACACACAGCACACAUCUCAAUGCUGUGUGUCUCUGCAAAAGUGACUCACGUUGAUGAUGGAUGCAGGGUUGGUGCGGAUGGCGAACUCCAUGGGGUCGGGGUCAUUUGGAUAGUCGAGCUGCCACUCGAAGAGGGCAUCGGGGAAGUAGUUGACGCCCGAAUACAGGGGGCCGGCGACUUGGGAGCCACCCACAGUCCUGAUGGAUGAACACACAAACAUAGACACAGACACAUAUACAGGAUCCCAGGAUGGGUGUGUCGGGGUGUCACGUACAAGUCCUUGAGGGUCAGGGGACACAGGGUCGGAUCGUAUUGCCCAGCACUGGCCAUGUUCUGUAUCUUGGUCAGCAUGUCCUGACCACACACACACACACACACAUACACGGCUGGGAUGUGUGUAUCUCUUUGUGUGGGUGGGUGGCACUUGAGCAGCGAUAUCAUCGGGUCCGCUCCUGUGACACACACACACACACACACGAGAGGGUUUGUUUAUGUGAUGUAGGGCCAACUUCUUGCUCUUGUACUUGUACCUUGUUUUGGGCACGCCGAGCGGAGUUGUCGUGACGAGAGUGCCGACGAUGAGGAGCACGGCCACCAGCAGCAGCACCACGAUGACCACCAGCUGCAUCAGCGACCGAGGAGGCGCGUACCUGCACAUCCAUGGCAACAACAGAGACAUGGACACUUCCUGUGUGCUGUGUGGUGCUGUCUUGUCUGAGCGUGUGUGCACUGACGGCGUUGUGAGGCGCUGUCCGAUGAGGUUGACGGCGUUCUUGAGGCCCUCGCCGGUCGGCAAGUUGCUGAACCCAACUGAUAUCUGCCGCAUGAGCUCUGUGUGUGCCAUCCUGUAAAAAAGAGCCGGCUCGACUCCUGAUUUCCAACUCAACGCCACCAGAUUGUCUGAGUGAGUG
This is a messenger RNA of Vitrella brassicaformis, 984 nucleotides long. The record is from the annotation of a GenBank genome assembly. NCBI's taxonomy places the organism in Eukaryota, Vitrellaceae.